This is a messenger RNA of Cyprinodon variegatus (sheepshead minnow), 1777 nucleotides long. It is a transcript of the gene badb, whose product is annotated as BCL2 associated agonist of cell death. Gene Ontology annotation, biological process: apoptotic process. The transcript is spliced from 4 exons. The coding region runs from base 148 to 639 and encodes 163 amino acids. The record is from RefSeq and is a predicted model, not a curated record. Lineage: Eukaryota; Metazoa; Chordata; Actinopteri; Cyprinodontiformes; Cyprinodontidae.
GCAGCGGAGUGGCGGUGACGCGCAGCGAUUGGGUGAGCCCGGGAGCUAAAGUGUAUAGAGUAAAAAAAAAAAAGAAAAAGGAGACACGGAUGAGAACAACAACAGCUGCCGCCGAAUGAAGCCAGCUAAAGUCACAGCCUCGCUCCUAUGGCUCAGUCGGUAGAGACUUCGGAUCCUAUUAUGGCUGCAACCUUUACCAUUUCAGACAGCGACACUGAGCCAUCAGAGGAGGUGGAGGAAACAAGAAACAAGGAGCCAAGGAUACGAAACAGUGGGAAAACACAUCGUCGGAUCAGACUGAGCUCGGAGUCUCACGCUUUCACCAGAGAGGAGGAGGCCAGGGGGGAGGAGGAGGUCGGGACCCCCACUGAGGGCUAUCCAUUCAGGGGCCGAUCUAAUUCAGCUCCUCCAGCUCUGUGGGCUGCCAAGAAGUACGGCCGGCAGCUUCGAAGGAUGAGUGAUGAGUUUGUCACCCUGCUUGAUAAAGGGGAGUUGAGGAAGGUGAGCAGCACGGGGACGAACAGACCAAUACGCCAUUCCAAGAGCUGGUGGAGCUACCUCUUCAGUCACCAGGAGAUGGAGGGAGAGAACAGUCACCAUGAAAACCACACGCAAUGCACUGAACAAAGAGGAGAAUAAGAGUUAAACAAGGUUCUGAUAGUGGGGAAAAAACCACGACCACUAAACAAUCUGACCUGUGACUGGAAAAAGGCUUCCAGGUAUAAGGACUUGGUUAAAUAGGACGUUUAUAACUUUUGCUAUAUACUUUUACUUUUUUUUUUUUUUUGGAAGUGUAAGAAGUGAUUUAAACAUGUUUGGCUGUUUUUUUGUGUUUUAGGGAAAGAAAGUCAAAAUCCGGCAAGGCGAGAUGAUAUCCUGAAAAAAAAAAUUAUAUAGAUAUAAUAAUUUUUUUUUAGCCUGGUUAUUGGAUCAGUUUUCUCCUUCUCCACUUCAUGCCCCCUAGCGUAGGAUUGCUGGAUAUCAGGGACAAAUGCAGCUGCAGCGUUAUUACUGAAUGCUUUAGUCUUGACUGCAGUUAACCAACAUGUUCUUCCCUUUUCUUCGUUUUUCCAUCAUCAUCUUGUUCUUCCUGCAGAGCUUUAGCACAUUGGUCACUGAAAUUAAGAGCUAGUGCUGGUGUCAAAAAACAUGUAAAGUCCAUGAAAAGUAUCAAAUCUAUUACCCACAUUCAAAAUAUAUUUGAAUAGUACUUGAAAUUCAUAUUAGAAGUCGAGGAUUGUCACCUUUUAAAUCCAGAUAUUACUUGUUAUCAGGAACAUUGUGCAUUCAUUACCGUUUCAUCCGUAUACCUACAUACCUAUCAGUUUUAUUUAAGUUUUUUUUUUAACAUUGAUUAUAAUUUACUGUGAUGUAUUAUGGAGGUACACGUUCUGAAAAAUACUUAGAAUUCAGGUAAAUUAGUUUUUUUCUGCCCCUAAAGGUUUGCUAUCAUUCCCAAUUUCAAUUGGUUGUGAUUCAAUACCUAAAUUUAACAUUCAGUUGUUAUAAAAUAUGACCUGGAUCAAACCAGAAUAACUCAGCCUUGUUCUGCUGGUCGAUCCUGUUUUUUUUCUUUUCUUUUAUUGUCACAGACACAUCUCACAGUAGAGCAGAGUAUUUUUUUCUGCAGUCAACAGCUGUCAAAGAUGUGAAAAAGAAACCAAAAGACAAGCAAUUAAAGGGCGUACAUUCUUCUUUUAACAAGCUUGUACUCUUGUAGCUCAUGAUAGUAAUAGUCUUUUUUGUUGUCUAAAAUAAGUGGACAUGUAGAAAGAAA